Closterium sp. NIES-65 is the source of this 4401-nucleotide messenger RNA. NCBI's taxonomy places the organism in Eukaryota, Viridiplantae, Streptophyta, Zygnematophyceae, Desmidiales, Closteriaceae. The record is from the annotation of a GenBank genome assembly.
AUGGCAGCCGGAGCAUUUUGGCAUCAGUGCCUCAAAAAUUGCAUGGCAGCCGGAGCCCUCCCCAUAGCCCACAACUCUGCCGGCCCCAAAAUGGACAUUGUUGUGCCAGCCUGCCAUGCUGGUCUGGGGAGGAGGGAGAUGGCCGUCUCACCCACACUGUUGUGUUUCCAUUGCCUCCUCUGUUGCCUCUUGCAGCCCACAACUCUGCCGGCCCCAAAAUGGACAUUGUCGUGCCGGCCUGCCAUGCUGGUUGCAAAGAAGAAGAUCGGCAGGAGAAGAGGGGAGGUGAGGAGGGAGAUGACCGUCUCACACACCCACACUGCUGUGUUUCCAAUAUCUGUUCCUCUGUCUGCUCUGUUGCUUCUUGCAGCCCACAACUCUGCCGGCCCGAAAAUGGACAUUGUCGUGCCGGCCUUUCAUGCUGGUCUGGGGAGAAAAGAAGACGGGCAGGAGAAGGGGGGAGAGGUGGGAGAUGGGGAGGGAGACAAGGAGGGAGGCGAAGGGGAGCAAUCAGAGCCGUUGAUUUGGAAGGGCCAGCUAGAAGCGGACUCAUCAGGCUGUCCUGUAGGGUAUUUGGCGAUGACCGAGGACGAAUACGCUGCUGCCAUGCGGGCGGUUUUCGCCAUGUCAGCGGAGGAGAGGGAGCGGAUAGCGACAGCUGGCAGGGAGUGGGCCAAGCGAUUCUCCGAGGAGAAUUUCGAUAAGAGCUUCAAGGAUGUGUUGCGCCCAGCAUCGGAGCAGGAGAAGCAGACAAGUGUGGGCAGAGGCAGUGGGGCCGGGAUACCAUCACCAUCACCUGGUGGUUACCACCAUCACCUGGUGGUUACCACCGUCACCCCCGCCCGCUUCAUUUCACCCCUCACGACGACCCCGGCCCUUGCAACAUGUGCCGCCUCCGUGUUUCCGCUCAUCUUCCCCUUGCCUAACCUUAUUGUGGAGUUCUGCCGGUUGGUUGAAGCGUCGGAGCAGCAGGAGAAGCCGGCACGGGCGGAGGUGGUGGGGCGAACGAAUGACCACCCUCAACCUCGUGCUUUUGCAACCCCGUCCCUUUCCCAACACCAGAGAUCGUGGAGUUCUGCCGGUUGGUUGAAGCGUCGGAGCAGCAGGAGAAGCCGGCACGGGCGGAGACGGUGGGGCGAACGAAUGACCACCCUCAACCUCGUGCUUUUGCAACCCUGUCCCUUUCCCAACACCACACCAGAAAUCGUGGAGGCGUCGGAGCAGGGGAAGCAGGCGCGGACAGAGGCAGCGGUGGGGCGGGUGGGGGGUGUCACUGAGAGGACGGCACAGGGCACCAACACGUACAGUACAGCCACUGUGGUGUUCCCAUCACUCUCCUGCCCUUCUCAUACCCCAGAGAUCGUGGAGUUCUGCCGGUUUGUGGAGGCGUCCGAGCAGGAGAAGCAGGCGCGGCCGGAGGCAGUGGGGCGGGUGACAGGAGAAAUCGUGGAGUUCUGCCAGUUUGUCGAAGCAUCGGAGCAGGAGAAGCAGGCGCGGGCGGAGGCGGUGGGGCGGGUGACAGCUGUCAUCCACAGCAUCUGGGCGCACUGCCACGUGGAGGUGUUUGGUUCGUACGCCACGGGCGUGUACCUGCCGACCAGUGACGUGGAUCCCACCAUACCAGUUCACGCCCCAGACCCAUCUCGUGGGGGAGGGGCAGUGGCACGUGGGGAGGUGUUUGAUGGUAGUGCUGCACUCGGGCUGCCUGGACGUGCAGAGGGCACUGAGAGCACUGGCUACGGCACUGGUGGGAUUGAAGGGAUUUCUUGUCCUGCACCCACCCAAGCCCUUCCCCAUCUGCUGCUCUCUGCUCUCUCCUUCUGCCCCUCUUCCGGCUGCCCGGACGUGCAGAGGGCACUGAGAGCACUGGCGAAGGCACCGGUGGGAUUGAAGGGAGUCCCUGUCCUGCACCCACGCAAGGCACUGCCCGCACCCCUUCAACCCCGCUUCCCUUCCCCUCCCGCAGAUGGUAGUGCUGCACUCGGGCUGCCCAGACGUGCAGAGGGCGCUGAGGGCACUGAUGGUAGUGCUGCACUCGGGCUGCCCGGACGUGCAGAGGGCGCUGAGAGCAUUGGCAAAGGCGCUGGUGGGGAGGAGAGUUGCACGGAACAUGAAGGUCACUGGGCAAGCACGUGUGCCGAUAAUAAAUCCCAUCCUCUCACUCCUCUCCUCUCACGCCUCUCCUCUCACUCCUUCCCCCCCUGCCUGCUUUCCCCCUUUUUCUUGCAGGUUAUCGGGCAAGCACGUGCCAUUGGGCAAGCACGUGUGACGAUUUUCAAGUUCCUCCUCUCCUUUUCCAGCCCCUUUCUAUCUUUCUCUCUCUUCCCUUCUCUUCCUCUCUCUUUGCCCACCUCUCCCCCACUGCAGGUCAUCGGGCAAGCACGAGUGCCGAUCAUCAAGUUCCUGGAGAUUGAGAGUGGAGUGUCAUUUGACAUCAGUUUCGAUACGUCCAACGGACCAGAGACUGCCAAGUUCAUCCGGAAAUCCAUGAAGGCCAUGCCAGCACUGCGACCCAUCUCUCUGGUGCUCAAGCUUUUUCUCCAGCAGAGGGGCCUCAACGAGGUGUUCACAGGGGGGAUCGGCUCGUACGCCCUGCUGGUCAUGAUCAUGGCACAUCUACAGACCCACCACAGCCGCUUUUCAAGCGGCAAGCUAGAGCAGAAUCUGGGCGUACUGCUGGCGAGUGCAGCAGCAAGCAAAGAAGUGCUGUUGUGGACCCACCACAGCCGCUUUUCUAGUGGAAAGCUAGAGCAGAACCUGGGCGUGCUGCUGAACCAGCACGACCGCUUUUCUAGCUGCGAGCUAGAGCAGAAGAACCUGGGCGUCCUGCUGGUGAGUCCCUUUAUACACCUGGGCGCUUUGCUUAGUGCCGCGGCUCUUUUGAUGAAACACAACCUUUUGCUUAUCAAGCUUUUGAGGCGCCUCAAAAGCGUCCUCUCUGCUACUGCAGCCAGGAGACGACUUUUGAGGCGCCUCAAAAGCGUCCUCUCUGCUACUGCAGCCAGGAGACGACUUUUGAGGCGCCUCAAAAGCGUCCUCUCUGCUACUGCAGCCAGGAGACGACUUUUGAGGCGCCUCAAAGGCGUCCUCUCUGCUACUGCAGCCAGGAGACGACUUUUGAGGCGCCUCAAAAGCGUCCUCUCUGCUACUGCAGCCAGGAGACGACUUUUGAGGCGCCUCAAAAGCGUCCUCUCUGCUACUGCAGCCCUUCGAAACAUGAGUCAGGGUGACCCCUGGGAUACCAAAAGCGUCCUCUCUGCUACUGCAGCCCUUCGAAACAUGAGUCAUCAGGGUGACCCCUGGGAUACCAAAAGCGUCCUCUCUGCUACUGCAGCCCUUCGAAACAUGAGUCAGGGUGACCCCUGGGAUACCAAAAGCGUCCUCUCUGCUACUGCAGCCCUUCGAAACAUGAGUCAGGGUGACCCCUGGGAUACCAAAAGCGUCCUCUCUGCUACUGCAGCCCUUCGAAACAUGAGUCAGGGUGACCCCUGGGAUACCAAAAGCGUCCUCUCUGCUACUGCAGCCCUUCGAAACAUGAGGCGUGUCACCUCCAACUUCAAGAUCGUCGCACGUUCGAACGGGCGACGGGUUUCCACCAGUGUCGUUUUUCCUCGUGAGAGUGUCUCAAAAAGCUCGGCACAGGGGCAUCAAUGCUUCAAGCAAACACCUGUGCUUGCUUGUCCCUCGGCUGUGCUUGCUUGUCCCUCGGCUGUGCUUGCUUGUCCCUCGGCUGUGCUUGCUUGUCCCUCGGCUGUGCUUGCUUGUCCCUCGGCUGUGCUUGCUUGUCCCUCGGCUGUGCUUGCUUGUCCCUCGGCUGUGCUUGCUUGUCCCUCGGCUGUGCUUGCUUGUCCCUCGGCUGUGCUUGCUUGUCCCUCGGCUGUGCUUGCUUGUCCCUCGGCUGUGCUUGCUUGUCCCUCGGCUGUGCUUGCUUGUCCCUCGGCUGUGCUUGCUUGUCCCUCGGCUGUGCUUGCUUGUCCCUCGGCUGUGCUUGCUUGUCCCUCGGCUGUGCUUGCUUGUCCCUCGGCUGUGCUUGCUUGUCCCUCGGCUGUGCUUGCUUGUCCCUCGGCUGUGCUUGCUUGUCCCUCGGCUGUGCUUGCUUGUCCCUCGGCUGUGCUUGCUUGUCCCUCGGCUGUGCUUGCUUGUCCCUCGGCUGUGCUUGCUUGUCCCUCGGCUGUGCUUGCUUGUCCCUCGGCUGUGCUUGCUUGUCCCUCGGCUGUGCUUGCUUGUCCCUCGGCUGUGCUUGCUUGUCCCUCGGCUGUGCUUGCUUGUCCCUCGGCUGUGCUUGCUUGUCCCUCGGCUGUGCUUGCUUGUCCCUCGGCUGUGCUUGCUUGUCCCUCGGCUGUGCUUGCUUGUCCCUCGGCUGUUAUCUCCCACCCCUCCCUCCUCCCUUUCGCAGAUUGA